Messenger RNA from Malaclemys terrapin pileata, 8386 nucleotides. RefSeq names its product nuclear receptor subfamily 3 group C member 2 (gene NR3C2). The coding region runs from base 1987 to 4968 and encodes 993 amino acids. Gene Ontology annotation, molecular function: zinc ion binding; sequence-specific DNA binding; DNA-binding transcription factor activity. The transcript is spliced from 9 exons. The record is from RefSeq and is a predicted model, not a curated record. NCBI's taxonomy places the organism in Eukaryota, Metazoa, Chordata, Testudines, Emydidae. Gene Ontology annotation, biological process: regulation of DNA-templated transcription.
UGCUGACGUAAAUAACUUUCAAUCAUAAAUUUGCAACCCUCACUUUAGUAUAUCUCAUUGGUAACUCUGGAUCUAAAAUGAGUGACUGCCCUCAAGAUGGGGGACAUCUGAGCAAUGUGGUUGUCAAAGUCUGAGCUGGGAUUAGUCCUUUGUGCACUCAGUCCUUGCUGGUUCUCACACACUUGAGCUUCCGCUUGCAGCCAACGGUUGGAUGCUUAGCAGAGAUGGUUCAGCAGCAGGCAGUUUGUGCUGGUUUUAGCACCACCUGUGUGUUGGGCUAGAGCUUCCCUCUACAACUGUGAGAUGAUGCUGGGGUCGUGUCUCCCCAAGAAAAAUCAAGCAGCUAGGGCUAUGGGUUUUCAGGACCCCAGAGGCCAACUCUGGGAUGUAACUAUGAAGGAGGGAAUUGUAGGAAAAAACCUAACAGGCUUUCACUCCAAUUACUGGUUUGAGCACAUGAGUGCUGAAACAAUUUGCAUAAUGGGGUUGCUCAGAGACAUUGAACAAACUUCAAGCGCGGGGGUGUCAGCACCCCUAGUUCCACACGCUCUCUUUGAGUGGUUUCCAGGCUAUGUGGGCACAAGGCUGGGGGUGGAAAGAGAGGGCUUCGUGGGAGGCAGCUGAUAUUCGCCCUAGGGAGGGCGAAGGCCGGCUCCAGCACCUGAAGCUAAUCAGUGCACAGCUGCGGGGAGAAAGCCAGCCGGGCUGUGUGUCAGGCUGGCCCGGAGUCAGCCCCGGACUAACUUUCAUCAUCUCAGCGCAGUCAGAGCGGAGCCGGAUUUCACUCGCCCACUGGAGCCGCGGAGGUGUCCCCCGGCCCGGCUUUAACAAGGGUAGGACUAGUCCCCAUGGGCGCUCGGGGCAGCACCAGCCCUAUGGCCGCGGGCCAGCGCGAACCCGUCACGGCCCUUCCAGCCAGGGCAGAAGGUGGCUCCCGCCGUGCGUCACCGCACAGAGCCCUGGCCUUGGCAGCAGCCACCCCUGCCCUCCAUUCUCGGGCAGCAGCAGCAGCAAGCGCUUCUCUCCGCCUGACGGCUGCGGCGUGGCCCUGCCCGCUGGCCGGGCCUGCUCCGCUCGCCUCCCCCCGCCCCGCUAGGUGUCUGGGCGAACGCGCGGCGCGGCCAGCCGGAGCACAGCGACUCCAAGUCCUUGCGGCGCUCGCUCCUCCUGCCGCCGCCGCCGCGGGGAAGGCGGGGGUGGGCUCCAGCGCUUCAGACUGCUGCUGUCAGAGCCGAGAGACACGCUCCGCCUGGGGAGAAGGGAGGGAGUUAUACUCCUCCCCCCACCGCCACCCUGGCCUGCCUCCUUCCCUCCUUCCUCCCUCCCUCCCUCUCCUCCAGCAGCUCCACAAACCAGGAACCAGAGCCAGCUGCAGCCUCCCGUGCGUGAGAAAAACACGGGGAAGCCAAACGGGGAGUGCGGAGCAGCGCCAGGAGAAGGAAGGUGAAGGAGGACGGACGCAGGAGGGGAAGCACAGAGGGAUUGUCAACAUAAAAGGGAGGAAAAAGUUUACCCCCGUGUUACUCUCGCCUCCCUCUUCCUGGGUGGCGUCGCUGGGAGUUUUACCUGGAAUGACAAGUUUUUUCAGGGUGGCUCUUUCUCCGAUUCCCCCCUCCAACAGCGGAUGAGGGUGUGACACAAGGGGCGAACCCGCCCCGCCACCUAACCCUCUAUGGUGGGAGCUGUCACCAAGAGCAGAGAAGAGCUGAUCCGGGUGGACUUCACUGUUUCCAGCUCCGCUGUUACAGUACUGCAGCCCCCCGUGGGGCUGGAGUCAGAGAGGAACUGCUGCCGCUGGGGUUUGUGUGUGAGAGUGUUACAGCCCCCUUCUUCCAGGAUAUAACUAAAACCACCUCGAGCAUUUUCAGUCGCAUCUUCAUCAUUCGUUUCCUCCUAAUUCUUGCUAUUGCUGCUUGUUGGAUGGCUUGUUGGCAGUAGCUGGGGGUCUUGCCUCCUCCAGCCGCCCCACCAUGUCCUAGAAAAGUUAUGGAGACAAAAGGAUACUACAGUUACCCAGAAGGCUUAAACAUGGAGAAACGGUGGGGUCAAGUUUCUCAGUCUGUGGAGUAUUCUUCAGGUGCUGGAGAGCGGACUGAUGAGAGUAAUUAUAUGGAGAUUGUAAAUGUAAGCUGUAUAUCUGGUGCUUUUCCAAACAGCAGUGCUCAAGGAAACAGCAAAGAAAAACCUGAACUACUCCCUAGCCUGCAGCAAGAUAAUAAUCAGCCUGGUAUUUUAAACUCUGACAUAAAGAGUGAGUCAGACUCAAAGGAACUUUCAGCAACAGUUGCUGAAUCUAUGGGUUUAUACAUGGAUUCCAUACGAGAUGCUGAUUAUACCUACGAUCAGCAAAAUCAACAAGGGAGCAUAAGUCCUGGGAAGACUUAUCAAAAUGUUGAGCAGCUGGUAAAGUUCUAUAAGGAAAAUGGCCACUGUGCCUCUCCCUUAAACAGUGCAAAUAGGCCCUUGAGAUCUUUGAUAUCGGACUCUGGAAGUUCUAUGAAUGGUGGUCUCAUGCGCACUAUUGUCAAAAGCCCUAUAACGUGUCCUGAGAAAACUCCUUCUGGCAGUAGUCCUCAGAACAUGACUCCUUCAGUUUGUAGCCCAGCUGGCAUUAACUGUGUAUCCUCAACUACUUCUACUAAUUUUGUAAAUUUUCCAGUGCACAGCCCAGUCAGCCAGGGAACUCCUUUGUCAUGCUCACCUAACAUUGAAAACCGGAGCUCUAGAUUGCACAGUCCCGCACACGUUAGUAAUGUGGGAUCUCCUCUUUCUAGUCCUAUAAGUAGCAUGAAAUCACCAAUUUCAAGCCCUCCUAGUCACUGCAGUGUGAAAUCUCCAGUCUCAAGUCCUAAUAAUAUCACUAUGAGAUCCUCUGUUUCCAGUCCUGCAAAUAUGAACUCAAGGUGCUCUAUUGCCAGCCCUUCCAAUACAAAUAAUAGGUCCAGUCUUUCUAGUCCAGCUGUUAGCACUGUGGGAUCUUCUAUCUGUAGCCCAGUAAACAAUGCCCUAGGCUUCCCUGCUUCUGGAGCACCUGCUGGACCUAGCACAGGCCAAGAUACUAUUCCUAGUCCAGAAACAAAAGACAAAGGUGCUCAAGAAAUCACAUUUCCUAAAAUAGAGGAAAUGGAGAAUGCCAUCUCGAACAAUUGUGUAGCUGGUCAGAUGAAUCUUGUUCAGUUUAUAAAGCCUGACCCAGAUGGAGCAUUUGGUAGCUCAUGUAUUGGAGAAAAUAGUAAAAUCAACUCUGAUUCCCCAUUUUCAGUACCAGUAAAACAGGAAUCAGCUAAACAUUCUUGUUCUGGUGCCUCUUUUAAAGGGAAUCAAGCAGUAAAUCCAUUUCCAUUUAUGGAUGGUUCAUAUUUUUCUUUUAUGGACGACAAAGACUAUUAUUCUCUUUCUGGGAUUUUAGGACCACCUGUUUCAUCAUUUGAUGGCAAUUGUGAAGGUAGUGGGUUUCCAAAUCCAGGCCUACCUGUGGGUAUUAAACAGGAGCCUGAUGAUGGCAACUAUUAUCAAGAGAACAGUAUGCCAUCGUCUGCCAUUGUUGGUGUGAAUUCAGGUGGACAAUCAUUUCACUACAGGAUUGGAGCUCAAGGCACAAUAUCUUUAUCACGACCUGUUGCUAGAGAGCAGACUUUUCAGCAUGUGAGCUCAUUUCCUCCAGUCAGUACACUAGUUGAGACAUGGAAAUCACAUACUGACUUAGCGUCCAGAAGACAUGAUGGGUAUCCAGUUUUAGAAUACAUUCCAGAAAAUGUGUCAAGCUCCUCACUUAGAAGUGUAUCAACUGGAUCCUCAAGACCUUCCAAAGUAUGUCUCGUAUGUGGGGAUGAGGCAUCUGGAUGUCAUUAUGGGGUGGUUACCUGUGGCAGUUGCAAAGUUUUCUUCAAAAGAGCAGUGGAAGGUAAAUGUUCAUGGCAGCACAAUUACCUAUGUGCAGGAAGAAAUGACUGUAUUAUUGAUAAGAUUCGAAGGAAGAACUGCCCGGCUUGCCGAUUACAGAAGUGUCUACAAGCUGGAAUGAAUUUAGGAGCCCGAAAGUCCAAAAAGUUGGGAAAAUUGAAAGGGAUGCAUGAAGAACAGCAACAACAACAGCAGCAGCAACAGCCACCACCCCAAAGCCCAGAGGAAGGGACUACAUAUAUUGCUCCAGUAAAAGAGCCAUCUGUAAACACAGCACUUGUUCCUCACCUGUCUGCUAUUUCACCAGCACUUGCUCCUUCACCCUCUAUGGUCCUUGAAAGCAUUGAGCCUGAAAUAGUGUAUGCAGGAUAUGAUAAUUCAAAACCAGAUACAGCGGAGCACCUGCUUUCCACUUUAAACCGCCUUGCUGGCAAGCAGAUGGUUCAGGUGGUAAAGUGGGCAAAGAUACUUCCAGGAUUUAGAAACUUGCCUCUCGAGGACCAAAUUACUCUAAUCCAGUACUCAUGGAUGUGUCUAUCAUCAUUUGCCUUGAGCUGGAGAUCAUACAAACAUACAAACAGCCAAUUCCUCUAUUUUGCUCCAGAUCUGGUCUUCAAUGAGGAGAGGAUGCGCCAGUCUGCAAUGUUUGAACUUUGCCAGGGGAUGCACCAGAUCAGCCUGCAGUUUGUUCGCUUGCAGAUUAGCUUUGAAGAAUAUACCAUAAUGAAAGUUUUGCUGCUGUUAAGCACAGUUCCCAAGGAUGGCCUCAAAAGCCAAGCUGCAUUUGAAGAAAUGAGGGCAAAUUACAUCAAAGAACUAAGGAAGAUGGUAACUAAAUGUCCAAGUAACUCUGGACAAAGCUGGCAACGAUUCUACCAAUUGACUAAGCUUCUGGACUCCAUGCACGAUCUUGUUAGUGACUUGUUAGAAUUCUGUUUCUACACCUUCCGAGAGUCUCAGGCACUGAAAGUGGAGUUUCCAGCCAUGCUGGUGGAAAUCAUCAGUGACCAGUUACCAAAGGUGGAGUCUGGAAAUGCCAAGCCCCUGUACUUUCACAGGAAGUGAUGGAAAAUGUCUUAAUAGAAGAACUUUGCCUUAAGUUUCCUUGUGUUAUUCCACACCCAUGAAGGACCCAAGAAACCACAUUUUAAACGUGCUAUUUACACUUGUUCAGCAGCCUCUGACUAGUCUAAAAUCAUGUGAAGGGUUUGGAAAACAUUUGAUCCGGAUUUGGCAAGACCUAGAUGUGUGAAAAUUACCCCCUUACUCCCAACACUUAGAAAAUGUUCCUGUUCCUCUGGAUGAAAAGCCAUAUCUAGUCAAUAACUCUUUGAUUUUGAUAUUUUAACAGAUGGAAGUUUUAAAUAUGCCAUGUAGUUUCUGGUAUUGUUUGCUUGUUUUAAAAGGGUUCAAGGACUAAUACAAACUUUUUAAAGCUUACCCCCUGGUUUGCACAUAAAACGUAAAGUCAAUAUGGGGCAUUAAUAUUCCUUUCUUGUAAAAAAAUAUAUACAAAAAAACCCUGAAGUGUAAAGUAAUAACAGAACAUUUGGUGUGGAAUACUCGUUAUCCCCACCUGUGGCAUUUGUUAUCCUAUGUUAUCCAUCAUAGGUGAUAUACACUGUGUUAAGUGUCCAUUUACUAUUUAAUUAAAAAGGAUAAGAUGUUAAAACAAAUGCCUCAGUUUCAGUUUAUAGUAUCUAUUGUGCUGGCUUUACAAAUAAUUUUUCGCAGUCUUUUGCUGUACUGUACAUUGCUGUAUGUAUAAAUUGUGAAGGACCUGAAAUAAGGUGUAAGGAGCUUUUGUAAAUGAGAGAAAUCUUUAAUGGUUAAUAGGAUGAAUGGGAAAGUAUUUUUGAAAGAAUUCUAUUUUGCUGGAGACUAUUUAAGUACUAUCUUUGUCUAAACAAACAAGGUAAUUUUUUUUUGUAAAGUGAAAUGUUCUGCAUGCAUAAUGAACCGUUUACAGUGUAUUUAAGAAAGGGAAAGCUGUGCCUUUUUUAGCAUCAUAUCUAAUUUACCAUUUUACACUAUCUGUUGUAAAUAACCACACAACCUUUUUCAGUUGUAUUUAAGCCUAUUUUUCGGUACAUUUUUCUCCAUUUUUGUCUACUGCUUGCAAGUAUAUGUGACUUCAGCUCAUUUUAGGAUUACUGCUUCAUAUUUCUGUAGGAAACUACACUAUGUGGUGUUUGCAGCUUUAUGGUGGUUUCAUUUAACAAGACAUUACCAUCUCUCAAAAGCUUUUGCCAGCUUUAUGAUGUGGUGAGUUUCUGCCCUCUACUCCAGAUUACUCAAGGAGAUAAAAGCAAAUCAUAGGAUAUUAAAUCAUUUUUUUUUCCUUUUUCAAAAUUAAAGUUUCCCAAAUUCUUUGUUAUUCCUUUUACUAUUGAAUGCAUGUAACCUUUUAAAGGUCCAGUUGUCACCUCUGAUUUAGGAGAGUGAAUUUCGAUUAUGGUUAAGGGAACAUACAGAUUAUUACCGUAAGUAUACUAGAUAUAUUUUGAUUGGCAAGGAUGAAUGGUACGGUGCUGAUCCUGGCAGAUUAUCUUGGUGGGGUUGUUAGUUAUAAAUUCAAAACAUUAAUGUAAAAAUGUAAGCAGACCUACAUCUAAACAGAUACUUUCACUGUGAACAUUUCUAUCUUAGUUUUCAAAACCAUGUCCUCUGGUGUAAAGCUAUGAAGAUGCACCUUUCAUCGGGUGACUUUCACAAUUUGUAAAUAAAUACAAAAUUCUGGAGUAGAAUAAAGACCAGAUUAACUUUUCUGAACAUCAUUGUUAUUAUUAUAUACUAAUUUGAAUAGAAUAAUUUUUCAGAGAGUCAUGAUUCCUAAAUUGUCUGUCUGGGCGAGUGACAUUUUUGAGCUAAAGCUGUCCCUAGACCAGUCAGAAUGUAGCAUUCUUAUAAAUGGUAAUCUAAUAAACUCAACCCCUACCACCCCGCUUUCUGAUUCAAAACUCUGAGGUGUGCUUCUGGCACAUGCAAGACAGAGUCAACACUGCUUGUCUUUUUAAAUGACACCUGCCUUAUGCAAUGGAUAAUCUGUAGAGGCUGUAUUCAGAGAGGGGGAUCUUACGGUAUAUAUAAAUGUAUACAUACAUAUAUUAUUUGCAAUUUUGGAAGUCUAAUUCAUAGGUAGAUCCUUAAAUACAAUCAACUGACCUGCACAGCAAUAUGAAAGCUACAUGUCCAACAUGAUAAAUACACAGCAUGCAGACUGGUUGUUUACAGUAAAGAAAUGGUCAGAAAUCCUUUCAUUUACUUUUUUUUUUCUUUAAGUACUGAUAAUGGAAUUUCAGAAAUAGCCAGGUUUGGGGUGAAUACAGUCUGCAGCAACUUUUUAUAUUAACGAAGUUACUAGCUCCUUUUCUAUCUCUAAGUAACUUUGCUUGGUUAAAACAGCAAAGCCAUAUUCUAAACUUCACCGUUAAAUGCCUGUCCCAGUACAAAUUGUUGUCUGUUUGCUCUUAUUUUUGUACCUUAUUGCUUUUAAUCUUGGUUUGGUACAAUUCAUAAUUCACAGAAACUUCAUAUAAUUAAAAACACACUAAAUUCGUUUUAAAAAGCAAUUUAUAUCUUUAUGCAAAAACGUAUGUCUGUCUUUGCAAACAACUGUAAGAUUACAAUAAAUCCUUUACUUUAAUCACCUGUUGUUUGUGAAACCAUUCAUUGAUUUUUUUUUUUGCUAGAAAUCAUUCAAUAGAUAUAAUUGGAUACAGAUGUUUUAAGAGACAGUAUUCUCUUCUCCAGAACACUUAAGCAGAAUAGCCAUCUCACAUUAACUAACCAAAUCUACAGCAAAAAAUAUAAAAUACUGUUUUAAGCUACAACAAAGAAAUGAAAGUAUUUUGAACUUGUUUAGAAUGAAAUAGGCAUUUGUCUCCUGCAAAAUAUAAGAUAAACUCAAUGAAAUUUCAAAAUGUCUGUUUUAAAAGUGGGCUUAUGCUGAUUGCAUUAAAUAAUUUUGUUGCAAGGAAAGAAUGGGGAUAUACAACAAGAACAUUGUAUACACAUUUAAAAAUGUAAAAUAGUUUUAAUGUACUGCAGCAGGUAUUUCAGGAAUACUAGAUCAUAAUAAAAUAGAAAGGCUAAAGUUUGCAAUAUCAAAUUCUUAUUAAAAAGAUACUUUACAAUCAAGCUAAUUCACAGGGUGGUGUUUUCACUGACUUGUAUAAACAUUUAUGAAUUUAAAACAAUCUACAACUAAUGCACUUUUAAUUGUUAAAGAUUUGACUUUCUUUUUGUAGAGCAAUGUUCUCAGCUGGAGGUCAAUGACUCGAUAAAAUAGACAGCAGUUCUGAGGUCAGUGGAAUGUUUAAGAAUUCUUGGAGUUUAAAUAGAUUUUUGGAUGAAAAAUAAAAGCAGUCAGCACUAUGGUGUAAACAGUAAAAUCUAUGCAUAAUGAUGCAUUUAUAAUUAGGGAUUUGCUUCUGUAUGGUUAAAGCUUUUUAAAUAAAUAGAAAAUAUUGUUUGGUCUUUG